AAUGUCAACAAAUAUGGCGUGCACGUGACGAUGCCGAGAUUUUCGCGUAUAGACUCUCUACAAACCGCCAAAACCUCAACGAAUCUCAAGAAAUCGCUCAAGAAAAACAACCGCCGCUCACGGCGCAAACGAAGCCGCCACAGGUAUUACAAACUUCUAAAGUACCUACGUCAGAAACGCUCGACGGACAACCUGUGCGAAUCGGUUGCAGUGUUCGACAUCGGCAUGGAGUGGACGCCGUCAGUUUCGGAGAACCUGCCCCGAGAUGUCGCCGACUGGCACAACAAAGAGCAGCUGGCUUACUGGAAGUCCCGCGCCCUAAGUCUAGAAUACGAAAACCGAAUGCUGAUGAUCCAUCUGAAGCACGUCUAUUCGACUUACGUGAGCGAAGCUGCCGAGGAGCUGGAGGAGGAGAGCAAACCGGGACCGUAUCAGCGAGUUAAGGAGGAGAAGGUGGAACGGGGGAAGGAAAAGGAAAAAGUGGAGCCCAGGUUGCCGGAGGGGAAGAAACGGACGGAAGAGGCGAAACGGUUGUACGGGGAGAAGAACUACGCUAAAAUUAUGGGGAUGGAGACUGCCAUGCAGCUGAAUUAUGACAGAUUGUGCGAGACCAAUAAGGCACCUUAUUGGCCCAACAUACCCAUUAAUUUGUGAUUUAAUUUAUUUCCUAAUCAUCACAUUUUCUAAUAUAUUACAUUAUUUACCAGCAAACUCUCAAUUUAUUUAUAAAAUGGUCUCUUUGCUGGUACAAAAAGUACUCAUAUAUAUGGAAAUUGUAUGAAGAAGUCGUUUUUUAAUUUAAAACUAGGUAAUUUUUUCUUUAGAAUAUAAAAUUAUUGCGAAUUGUAUUGGUGAUUGUGUGUGAGUGUGAUUGAAUAAAGAAUGUUAAAUAGUUUCUUUUACUCUUUAUUGUGACUGAACAAAUUUUGAUACCAAACAAAUUAUUUAUGCGUGGUUGACAGUUAUGAUUUUUAAAUGUGAAUACCAAACAAAAUAAAGAAAAAACCUUUGUCAUGA
This is a messenger RNA of Aethina tumida (small hive beetle), 1017 nucleotides long. RefSeq lists its product as uncharacterized. Gene Ontology annotation, cellular component: SMN complex. The coding region runs from base 31 to 654 and encodes 207 amino acids. Gene Ontology annotation, biological process: spliceosomal snRNP assembly. The transcript has a single exon. NCBI's taxonomy places the organism in Eukaryota, Metazoa, Arthropoda, Insecta, Coleoptera, Nitidulidae. The record is from RefSeq and is a predicted model, not a curated record.